AUGAAUUACACUGAAGAUAAAACUGCCAACAACACGAAUUUUGCUAUUGUGGGCAUGAUGCCUGCCUCCUCUUGGAAGGAAGAUGAAGAGGAACAUUUUUUUAAUGGUAAAAGGGAUUUGUUUUGGCCUGUAGCUGCAGAGGAAUCAGAGAUUCAAGAAGGCAUUGAUAAAGUAAAAGGCUUGAUUGAAUCGGAAGAUCCAGCAAUAGUUCUUUUGGUGGGAAUGGUGUUGGGCUUAUACUGGUUUGGCCGUGGAGUCGAGUGUGGACCUUUGGUAGUUGAAGGAAUUAAUCCAAGUGCUGCUAACCCUCAAGCCGAUUAUUUCGAAACACCAAACAAUCAAUUUUAUCGAUUGAUUAACGAGAGUGGAGUUACCGGUGAGAUUCAAGUGAACAGAGCUUCCGAGCUUCGCUUGAUCAAUGCAGGUGUGAUGAACUUUGUGGACAGAGCCACCCAAACGGAAAAAGAAAUUAAUAAUGAUGAAUUGGCUGCUGGAAAAUAUCGUUUGCAAAUUGCAAUACAAAACUUUCAUCCAAGGCCCAGAAACUUUGAGGGUGUACCUGUCUUUUGCGUGCCUCAUGGCAGCAACAAAGGCUUAAAUUUGACUUUCAAUGAUAAAUUAAUAUUUUAUCAACAAUUGAGCGAUUACUUGAUCGACAAUUAA
Molecule: messenger RNA, 663 nt
Organism: Mucor mucedo
Lineage: Eukaryota; Fungi; Mucoromycota; Mucoromycetes; Mucorales; Mucoraceae
Exons: 6
Coding region: 1-663 (220 amino acids)
Source: RefSeq, a predicted model, not a curated record